Telopea speciosissima is the source of this 396-nucleotide messenger RNA. RefSeq lists its product as uncharacterized. NCBI's taxonomy places the organism in Eukaryota, Viridiplantae, Streptophyta, Magnoliopsida, Proteales, Proteaceae. The record is from RefSeq and is a predicted model, not a curated record. The transcript has a single exon. The coding region runs from base 1 to 396 and encodes 131 amino acids.
AUGCAUAUAUGGCAGGACAAAUCCAGUGGUAACUGGUGGUUCGUAACUGAGGACAAAAUACAAGUGGGAUACUGGGCAAAUGAGAUUAUGUAUGCAAUGGGCAAUGGUGCUGGUAUACUUAGGUAUGGUGGAUUUGCAAUAGGUACCGCAGAAGGACCUUCACCACCAAUGGGAAAUGGACAUUUUGCUGGUCAUGAAUAUCGUGAGAUAGCUUACUUUGCAAGAAUCAAGUAUGUGGAUGAUUCUCGGACACCAAAGGAUAUUUUUGGAGAUAUGGGCGAGGCACUUGCUGAUGCAACUGAGUGUUACACUAUACAAUACUGGGGGAAUCAAGGUUCUUAUAUGGGACAAACCUUCACCUAUGGGGGUCCCGGGGGUAAUGAUUGUGGUGAUUAA